Manis javanica (Malayan pangolin) is the source of this 1922-nucleotide messenger RNA. RefSeq names its product olfactory receptor-like protein OLF3. Gene Ontology annotation, molecular function: G protein-coupled receptor activity; olfactory receptor activity. The record is from RefSeq and is a predicted model, not a curated record. Gene Ontology annotation, cellular component: membrane. Gene Ontology annotation, biological process: G protein-coupled receptor signaling pathway. Lineage: Eukaryota; Metazoa; Chordata; Mammalia; Pholidota; Manidae.
CUCCUGUACAGAAUCCGUCGCUGCCCCCCACUCACCGUUCGCCCCGAUGCGCCCUGCAGUGCCGGUCGGGGGCAGAGAGCGCUGCCUAGGAGGACGCGGCGGCCGUUUUCAAGAGGAAGGGGCUUCUCGGGACAAUGGCUUCCUGAUUUUUAUUAGAGCAAUGCAGUGCACGAAAUAGAUGGAAAGAAAGGAAGAAGGAAGGAGGAUCCUACUGCACAUCAUAUUUUUAAUUUAAAAGGGUCACAUUCUUCAGCCUUAGUUCUGCCAGCUUUCUCCCCUGAAGUGCUGCAUGGCCCUGUGCAGCUGGAGGCUGCUAGUUCCAACAAGCUUUUGAACAUUACGACCGAGGGACUCUCAGGUAAAGAAGCUGGAAGAGAAGGAAGGAGCUUGUUUGCAUUAAAAUUUGGAUUUUUAAGUCUCUCUAUAUGAUGCUGUUAUUUUUGGAGCUGAAACAGUAGCGUGAGAAAUGUACCAGCAUGUCCAUCAUACUUGCAGUACUCACAGAAGUCCGUUAGACUCUGCACAUACAUCAAGGGAGCAAAGCCCAUCUCUCCUGUCUCUACAAAGAGAAGAUGUCCAGGCCCUGGGUUGUGUGCCCACGCGCUGGGAUGACGCCAGUAUUCCUGCUCAGGACGGAUGCACUAGGUGUGCACAUCCACCAACUCCACAGUCACGAGUCAAAGAAAUCUUUCUCUGAAUGAAAGCGCACUUCCUUGGACGGUUCAAGUUCAUGAAGGAUGUCCAAGCCCUGGGUUGUGUGCCCACGCGCUGGGAUGACGCCAGUAUUCCUGCUCAGGACGGAUGCACUAGGUGUGCACAUCCACCAACUCCACAGUCACAAGUCAAAGAAAUCUUUCUCUGAAUGAAAGCGCACUUCCUUGGACGGUUCAAGUUCAUGAAGGUAUGGCUGUGAGUCACACUGAGCAGCACGAGAGAAACAUAUCUGCAGAUUAAUAAUCUGUUCUUUAAUGGACACGGAUAACCAGACAUGGGUGAGAGAGUUUAUUCUGCUCGGCCUGUCCCGUGACUGGGACACUCAGGUCUGUCUUUUUGUCCUGUUCUUGAUCACAUACAUGGCGACAGUGCUGGGGAACUUCCUCAUUGUCCUUCUGAUCAGACUGGACAGCCGACUCCACACUCCCAUGUAUUUCUUCCUCAGCAACCUCGCACUUGUUGAUGUGUCUUAUGCCACAAGCAUCGUCCCUCAGAUGCUGGUGCAUCUUCUUGAAGAACAUAAAGCUAUCCCCUUUGUGAGCUGUGCAGCCCAGUUAUUCUUCUCCCUGGCUUUGGGUGGGAUUGAGUUUGUUCUACUGGCAGUGAUGGCCUAUGACCGCUAUGUGGCUGUGUGUGACCCCCUGAGGUACUCAGUCAUCAUGCAUGGAGGGCUCUGUGCCAGGUUGGCCACCACGUCCUGGGUCAGUAGGUCUGUCAACUCUGUCAUGCAGACCGCCAUCACCUUUCAGCUUCCCAUGUGCACAUACAAACAUAUUGAUCACGUAUCCUGUGAAAUCCUAGCUGUGCUCAGGCUGGCCUGUGUGGACACCUCCUCCAAUGAGGUUGCAAUCAUGGUUUCUAGCAUCAUCCUGCUGAUGACACCCUUCUGCCUGGUUCUCUUGUCCUACAUCCAGAUCAUCUCCACCAUCCUAAAGAUCCAGUCCACAGAGGGGAGGAGGAAAGCCUUCCACACCUGUGCCUCCCACCUCACAGUGGUUGCCCUGUGCUAUGGCAUGGCCAUUUUCACUUACACCCAGCCCCGCUCCAGCCCUGCUGUCCUUCAGGAGAAGUUGAUCUCUGUCUUCUAUGCUAUUUUGAUGCCUGUGCUGAACCCCAUGAUUUAUACUCUAAGGAACAAAGAGGUGAAGGGGGCCUGGCAGAAACUAUUAGGAAAAUUAUCUGGAUUAAAAUCUAAAAUGUCAACGUGA